AUUUCUCUCUUAAUUUGAGAAGUUUUUUAGCUGAGAAUGAACGAGUCUAUACUUUGUUGAUUUUUGAGUCAUAGGGGAAAGAUUCGAUGAAUAAUGGGCGUUGCAUAAUGAAUCUCCUUGUUCUCUGCAAUCGCCAGUGGAUUUUUUGGGCACAUAGUAGUUAGUUCAAAGGUCGGGCUUAGAACGGAUCGUCGGAAAUCAACAGUUUGUAUUCUGGAUCAUGGCGAGUACGGCGUGCUUUGUUAUCGUCAGUCGGAACGACAUUCCUAUAUACGAGGCCGAAGUCGGCUCUGUGCUCAAGAAAGAAGAAGCUGCACAUCUGCACCAGUUUAUUUUACAUGCUGCACUGGAUAUCGUUCAAGAUCUUGCUUGGACCACAAGUGCUAUGUUUUUGAAGUCGGUGGACCGGUUCAACGAUUUGGUGGUCUCUGUUUAUGUCACUGCUGGUCACACUAGAUUGAUGUUGCUACAUGAUUCCCGUAAUGAAGAUGGGAUAAAAAGCUUCUUUCAAGAUGUCCAUGAAUUAUAUUUAAAGAUUCUCCUGAAUCCACUCUAUUUACCUGGAUCACGAAUUACAUCAUCACACUUCGAUACCAAAGUCCGAGCCCUUGCGAGGAAAUAUCUGUAAUUACUACAGUUGUGGUUUUGCUUUCUAAGGUUUUGUUGCUGAGUCUGAUCACAUGCUCUUCUAUGCCCUAAUAUUGUGAUUAUCAUUUGGCUUUACUGUUUAAUUCUUUGGCAAAGCAUCUGCUAUUCUUCUAUAAAACAGUUUGUAGUGUAGUUUGGGAGAAUCUGGUUCUAUCAUUAUAUCAGUAAUCUUGCACUUUAAAUUUCU
This is a messenger RNA of Ananas comosus (pineapple), 835 nucleotides long. Its product is annotated as trafficking protein particle complex subunit 2-like. Gene Ontology annotation, biological process: endoplasmic reticulum to Golgi vesicle-mediated transport. NCBI's taxonomy places the organism in Eukaryota, Viridiplantae, Streptophyta, Magnoliopsida, Poales, Bromeliaceae. The transcript is spliced from 6 exons. The coding region runs from base 221 to 628 and encodes 135 amino acids. The record is from RefSeq and is a predicted model, not a curated record. Gene Ontology annotation, cellular component: TRAPP complex; cytoplasm; nucleus.